This is a messenger RNA of Parasteatoda tepidariorum (common house spider), 1097 nucleotides long. RefSeq names its product retinal homeobox protein Rx2. The record is from RefSeq and is a predicted model, not a curated record. Gene Ontology annotation, molecular function: RNA polymerase II transcription regulatory region sequence-specific DNA binding; DNA-binding transcription factor activity, RNA polymerase II-specific. NCBI's taxonomy places the organism in Eukaryota, Metazoa, Arthropoda, Arachnida, Araneae, Theridiidae. Gene Ontology annotation, biological process: regulation of transcription by RNA polymerase II.
GAAAGGUAGGGGGGAUGAGAGAUUUGUUGGAUAUCAAAUCUUUCUACCUGAUUGGUUUGAUGCUGUGAAUGGUGGAAAUUUGCGCAUGCCAUGUAUGUGCGGCAAGGAUUGAUAGGAGAAGGAUAUUAGAAUAUAUUUUCCUCACCAUGAAGUUCUAGAUUUUGGUAAUUUUAUUCUAAGUUGCGAUAUCGAGACGAGAAAAUGUUUUAACAAGUUAAAGUUGUGACGUCCUUUCAAUUGGAAGCUUUGGAUCGUUCGUGAUCAUGGCAUUUGUUCCCUCUUUAGCAUCUCAUGUGAGCAUGGAUGAUUAUCUUCUAACACGAAGAAGGCAGCGUAGAAAUCGAACCACGUUUAACCCACAGCAGCUAACUGAGUUAGAAGUCCUUUUUGAAAAAACACAUUACCCGGAUGUAUUUCUAAGAGAAGAAGUGGCCAAGAAAAUUAAUCUGUCUGAAGCUCGAGUGCAGGUUUGGUUUCAGAACAGACGAGCGAAAUGGAGAAAACAAACUCGAGCCCAACUCAUUCAGGAUGUUUGGCGGCGAUACAAGCUUGGGGCGGCUGCUCCACCUCCCGAUGGUUGGUUGGCGGCUCACAGAUUCCAAACCACUCCGCACACGGCACCGCCCUCCGCCAGCCCUACCCCAACCGCUCCGCCCCUCUACUCGGCUGUGCCCCAUGUUCUCUACAGCGAUAGACUUGCCGUUUCUCAAAGCAUAUUUUCUCCGAUGUCUUUGCCAUGUACCAUUUCGAAGCCUAAGAGCGACUGUUUCAGUUAUUAUACAUGCCAGCUGGGGCUGCCUCCUACUGCCUAUCCCCCUUCACUUUUUACUUCAUCAGCGCCCUCUUCCAUGCCCUUUGUCACGCCUCUCAAAUCCAUCUCCGCCCCAUCUUCUGCAACAGAAACUGAGGACAAAACACGGAAGAUAUCCCUUUCGUUUGCUGAGUGAAUUGAAGAUGUGUUACUAUAUUGUUGGUAUUUUAUGUAUGCUGAAUGCUUCAAACAGAUUUUCUGAGAAAUGUCACUCCAAUAGGAUAUCAUUUUCUUUCAAUUUACUUUAUGGAAGGAAAAUUUUGUACAUAUAAAUUAGUUAGAAAGA